AUGGCACCCGUGAAACUGUUCAAGACGCCUCAGUACAGCGUCAAGCAGCCGCCCGAUGCGGCGGUCUGCAAACUCCCCGCCAACGGGAUCCUCUGCGCGCCCUCGGCCAGCGGGAAGACCGUUCUGCUCGUGUCGAUGAUUUUGGAGCAAUAUCGAGGCUGCUUUGAGCGCAUCUUUGUUUUUUCUCCCUCAGUGAUGAUUGAUUCCGCCUGGCAGCCCGUCAAAGACUACGUGCGCGACGAGCUUGGGGUCAACACUGACAGAGAACAGUGCUUUUUUGAAGAUUGGGACGAGGCUGCGCUGCGGAAAAUCAUGGCGGACCAAAAGCGCAUCACCCAGAAGAGCAAGGAGUUGAGCCUCAAAAAGCUCUACCAGGUUCUCGUGGUCCUCGACGACCUAGCUGACAAUCCCGCCGUGCACCGGAAGACAGGCGACGGCGUUCUGGACUCGCUGUUUAGUCGUGGCCGGCACUACUGUAUCUCGAGUUGGGUGAGCACCCAAAAAUUGCGACUUAUGAGCAGCGCCGUGCGGGUCAACACCAUGUUUUACUGCGUCUUCCGCCUGCGGAACCAGCUGGAGCUGGACGCCCUGGUGGAGGAGCUCUCUGCCAUGCUCCCGAAGGAGACCCUAUACGCAAUGUACGAGGAGGCCACGAGGGAGCCCUACAGCUUCUGGUACGUCAAUCUGCGCGCGCCCAAGGAAGACAUGUUUAUGGUUCGCUGGGAUCGGAAGUUUGUCGUAAACGGCGAUGGGUGCUGCACCACGACCACGGGCGUCUACGACCCGAGCCGCUACUGGCCCCCGCCGGAGCGGCCCCGGCAGGUCUCGGAGGAGUCGGCCGUCAGCGAGUUCCCGGCGCGGCGCACGGGGAUUUUCCGCCGUAAGAGAAAGCUCAUGGUGUCUCUGUACGUGGAUUCUCGGAUGCGUACACAGGGCACGGACUCCGACUUCUCCUUUGACAUCGGUGAGAGCGUGCACAUCCAGAGCGGGGCCAAGCUCGCCGUCUACAAGGUGCGCAUCGCCGACGCCUUCCUGAGCACGGACCGCGGCACGUUCCUGUACUGGACGGACACGGUCGCCGACACCCUGCACUACGCCGAGCUCCCCGUGGGCGCGUACACGGGCCCUCGGCUGGCCGCCUGGAUCUCCAGCAACUUCGCCGCGGCCACGUACACCGCGGAGACGAACGAGCUGGACGUUAGCUGGGACGGCGUGCGCCUGAUCCUCAACGACGCCGAGCUCCGGCAGCACUUCCCGGGCACGGGCUCCUACCCGCCGGGCGCCUCCCCCAGCAAGCCCCUGAGCAUCAACCACCUCCUGGGUCCCAGCUACCUCUCGGGCUCCGUGCAGCGCUUCGUCUUCGUACAGAUGAACGUGUACAGUGAAUUGUAUCUCAGGUGCCCGUCGCUGGCCAACGGCGAGACGACGGUGGGCCCGCUGGGCCACGACAUCCUCUGCAAGAUCGUCGUCUCCAAGGGCGUGGGUCACAUCAUGGAGACCCAGACCUCGGAGGGCCACUACGUGAACCUCCACGGGCCCAUCACGCUGCGCCACCUCCGCUUCAAGCUCACCGACUUCCAAGGCAACGUCGUGAACACCAGGGGCACCAGCGUUUCCUUCGUGGUUUUCCUCGAUGCACCCGCUCCUGUGGCCGCCGAGCCACCCGUGGCCGAGCCUCCCGUGGCCGAGCCUGCCGCGCCCGAGCAACCCGAGCCAGCACAGCCCGCACCCGCCCCAGCACAGCCCUCGGAGCCGUCGGUGGUUCCCGCUCCCGAGCCGCCGCAGCGGAAGCGAAGAGGCAGGCCACCGGGCUCCAAGAACAAGCCCAAGCCCGCCCCGCCCACCGUGGCGGUACAACCGGUGGUGGCCGAGCCUCCGAAGGCUCCUCCGACGGCUGCGCCCGCCCCCGAGCCCCCCGCGCCCCCUGCCGCGCAGCCCCCGGAGCCUGAGCGGCCCGUCCGCAUGACGCCCUCGGAGGCCCGCCACGCCCGGCACCUCUCCCGCGCCGACCGCUUCCACGAGCGCAACGAGGCGGCCAUGUUGAGGGCCUUCCACAAGCAAUACCCAAGCUACAACCUGACGCCGCUGCUCUACAAGCGGCAGCAGCAGCUCAUCGAUGCGCGGGCCUUCAACGAGUGGCUGGCCAACCGGCGGCUGCGCCAGGAGGGCGAGAGCUACGCGGACGAGGUCGGGCGCAUGACCGACGCCGUGAACCGCAGGAUCCCCCAGCUGAGGUGGGCCCCCGCCGAGCGGGCGGGCGUGCGCCGCAUGGCGCGGGACGUGGCCGCCGGCCGGAACACGGCGGCGACGGAGAGCGACUGGACGGAGGAGGAGAAGCGCGACUGGUACAGGGAGCGCCCGGACGACGCGGAGUACUACCAAGUCCAGCGCGACCUCUUGCGGGACGGGCUGACCCGCAAGGCGCAGCUGACGCAGCUCGCGCCCCACCGGGAGGGCGGCCCGAUGCUCUGGGCCAUCGGCCUGGAGGGCCCGUCGCCCCUGAAGCGCCCCGAGGCGGAGCAGUACCACCCGCUGCACGUGAGCCUGGCCUUCGACGACGAGCUCUCGGAGGAGCAGAAGGAGGACCUCCUCCGCGAGUGGGGCGAGGAGCGCGAGGUCACGCUGCAGUUCCACGGGCGAGCUCUCCCUCAACUGGGUAAAGACAUGGAGGAGCGGCGCGCGCACGGCUUCCGCGUCAAGCCCUCCUACUCUCAGGUCCUGGGCUUCAUCGCCGAGGGCGAGCCCCUGCCGAUCAACCUCCCGAACCGCAACGCCAGCAUCUACACCUCCAGCCACUUCUGGCUGGACGCCAACGAGGGCUACGAUGGCGUGCCCUUCCCGAGAAGGGACUUCCUGCGCCCGCGGCCCUUCGACAUGGAAAGCGACUCCGACUUCGGCGCCGUGGCCCCUCCGCAGAUCAUCGGGAGGCCCAGCGAGGUGGAGCCGCUCCUGGAGCGGGCGGGGCAGCGGGCCCAGGAGGUGGAGCGGGCCGCGGCCCGAGACAUCGAGCAGUUCAUGAGCGAGCAGAUGGCCGAGGCCGAGGCGACCGAAGGGUACGCCACCGUUGCCGAGGCGGCCGCGGGGGCAGCGGAGGCGGCCACGGCCGCGGAGGCGGGAGGAGGCACGCUCGCGGGCAUCGGCUCCGGGCUGGCCGCCGCCGCGCUGCCCGUAGCCGCCACGCUGGAAGCGGCGGCGGGAGGCCUGGCAGUGGCGGGCGCGGGUGCAGCUCUCGUGGGCACCGCGUGGGCGCUGCACGGGGGCAUGGUGGCGGCAGAGCACCUGAUGGGCUGGGGGGGAGGAGGCGGAGGCACCGACACGGACGCCUCCCGCCCCAGCUCCGCGCCCGACAUCCAGACCCUCAACGGCAUGCAGGAGUUUGGGGCGGAGCAGCACUUCCAGGUCCGGGAACAACGCCCAAGGCCCCAGGUCUACCGCAUGGACACCGAGAGCGAGGCCGAGCCGCGGGCCCAGCCAGCGCCCAGGGUGCAGGCCCGCCCCGCGAGGCCCACGCGCUUCCCCACGGGCCUCAACCCCGCUCCCCUGGCGCAGUCCUCGGGCAGCGACUCCUCCCGGCCUCGGAUGCAGCGUCAGGCCUCAGACAGGUCCCGCGCGGCACCACCGCCUUCCUUCGAGGCGCUUCGCAGCGCGAGCGAGCCGGAGGCCGCGUGA
Symbiodinium natans is the source of this 3669-nucleotide messenger RNA. Lineage: Eukaryota; Dinophyceae; Suessiales; Symbiodiniaceae. The record is from the annotation of a GenBank genome assembly.